UCACGCAAUGUUUCCGCUCCUUGGUUUAUUGUGUCUGUCGGAAAUGAGUCAAUGAUCAAGGUCAGCCACAUGCACGAGGAUAAAAGGAUCUCUAAACUGAAACCAAACUAAACUCUAAAUUUCCUUAUCUCAACGCGACUGUUCGAAGCCAAAAUGGAAGUCGAAUAUCAAGCAAUAACCGUCGGUGAAGAAAACCAGAAUACCCAGGCCAGUGCCGACGAACCAAGGGACAAGAAUCGAGGUAGCCCAGAGGAAACCAGUGAUGUUGUGCCAAGGGUCUCUCUUGAAAGAAGAGUUGGUGUUCAUCAGAAGAUUUGCUGCUGGAAGUGUUUGACUUCAGAAUAUUUCCUGUUUGGGAUCCCAGCUCUGCCAAUCACGUUCGCUGUGUUGAUUCUAUUGGCUCUUAUUAUCAAUUACGCCAUUGCUGUUUCCUUGGGUCACGUGGCACCAUUUCUGCCCUACGUCAGUUGGUUAGCAUCCAACAGUCCUGAAGAGUACAUCUUUGACUUUAUGAUGAGCCUAGUUGCCAUCAACGUGGCAUUCAUCAUAUACUUCAAGUUCAAGGUAAUCGCUGAUAACUACAAAGGACCUCAUUUAGUAAUUCUCUUGAUCCUCAAUAAGACCUGUGCUUGGAUAGGAUUUCUAGGAAGCCUUCUAUUCUUACUCAGUGCUACAUUUCCUCUGCAACAACUGGCAAAUUGGCGUAUAAACUCUUGGAAAAGGGGAAAGAUGAAAAACAAUGGAAAGCUGGUGAUGGGGGAUAUGAACUCCAUGUGACCGCAGCUAUUUGUGAGUGGUCCUUGGUUUUCCUCAUGGUCGCGUUUUUCUUGACCUACAUCUCAGAGCUCGAUAGCCAUGUAACAGAGAUGAAAGUUAGUUACAGACACAGCAACUUAGCAUCACUGGAAGAGGUAUAGAUAAGGUCACCAAAAGAGUAGAAAGCCAUACACUACGAUUUUGAUGGCUUGAAAACCGGAAAAGCGAAACAAGAAGGGAUAAUAACAG
Molecule: messenger RNA, 1005 nt
Organism: Actinia tenebrosa (Australian red waratah sea anemone)
Lineage: Eukaryota; Metazoa; Cnidaria; Anthozoa; Actiniaria; Actiniidae
Product: DNA damage-regulated autophagy modulator protein 1
Source: RefSeq, a predicted model, not a curated record